UAUUAGAGACUUGAAAGGACAAAGAUGAAUACUGCUUAAAACCGGUUGCAGCUAUGAAUUAGCAUUACAUUCUUUAUUGUUGACAGUUGAAAAGCUCCCCUUCGAUCAGGUUCUAAGCAUUCGAUUUCAAUUUACUAUUUCGUGACCGAGGUGUUUAUUGUUUCAUAGUCAGUUGAAGUACGCAAAUGCAAUGGACAAGUUGAUUUUGUGGGCUUCCUUGUAUUGGUGUAUCCCAGCUAUAAUCUCAGGAGCCAGCUUACCCGAAGAUGUUGAAAAGUGCCAUUUCGGAGACACAACCUGCCUGGUCAGAAGUAUCAAUGCAUUGAUUAAGCACUACCCCAAGGGCAUUCCCGAGAUAGGACUCCCGCCGCUGGACGCCUACAACUUUUCCGAUUCUGUCAUUAUGGAAUCCCCCAGUCACGGUCCUAUCUGGAUGGACUUUCGAAUGCGAAACAACGUGAACAAGGGAUUCAAUAAUGCCACAAUCACCCACGUCGAGGGCUUCCUGUACGAGCCCAAUCAGAAGCAAAUUGUGCUGCAGGUCCGUUUGCCGCGUCUCUUGCAUGAGGCCACCUACGAAAUGAGUGGCAGGAUUUUAUUAUUCGCCUUCAAUACCACUGGGAAGUUGUCAUCCGACUUUCAGAACUUCCGGAUUACCCUGACCAUCAAGGCGUUGGUGGAGUACAGGAAUGACAAGCGCUACCUGAAGAUCUACAGUCUGGUGCCCAGCCUCGACUUGGAUCGAUGGAUCCUAUGGUUGGAUGGGCUGUACAAGGAAAACACGGACGUGAGUCUUUUCAUGAAUAAGCUGGUCAACGAUAACUGGGUGGAGUUAUGGAAUGAGUUGCAGCCCCCCCUAGUCAAAUCCUUCACCGAUGCCUUUAGUGUCCUGCUAAACAAGGUGUUCCAGAACGUAGCCUACGAUGAUAUGUUUCUUCCUCACGUUGACUUUCGGUUGGGGUCCUAGUAAAAGCGCCUACGUAGGUAUGAUUGCCUUAAUGCACAUUUACUACUAGAACUUUUAUUGAUAUAUUUCAAGGUUCAAGGUUUGUAGAUCCUGGAAACCCCAAUAAACGUGUAACUUUGCUUUGCAA
Molecule: messenger RNA, 1094 nt
Organism: Drosophila erecta
Lineage: Eukaryota; Metazoa; Arthropoda; Insecta; Diptera; Drosophilidae
Product: protein takeout
Exons: 3
Coding region: 191-967 (258 amino acids)
Source: RefSeq, a predicted model, not a curated record